Messenger RNA from Hylaeus volcanicus, 1241 nucleotides. It is a transcript of the gene Cks30A, whose product is annotated as cyclin-dependent kinases regulatory subunit. Gene Ontology annotation, biological process: regulation of mitotic cell cycle. The record is from RefSeq and is a predicted model, not a curated record. Gene Ontology annotation, cellular component: SCF ubiquitin ligase complex; cyclin-dependent protein kinase holoenzyme complex. Gene Ontology annotation, molecular function: cyclin-dependent protein serine/threonine kinase activator activity; ubiquitin binding; protein kinase binding. Bases 111 to 359 code for a protein of 82 amino acids. NCBI's taxonomy places the organism in Eukaryota, Metazoa, Arthropoda, Insecta, Hymenoptera, Colletidae. The transcript is spliced from 3 exons.
AGCAUACGCUGUUGGAGGACGGUUUUCGAAAAUUCACGAGUGAUUUUCGUUGUGUUCAGUGAAUGUACAAUUGAUUUUUCAAGUCUGGAAUUAUCCUUAAAUGAACCACGAUGCCGCAUGAGAUCUAUUAUUCAAAAAAAUACUACGACGACAAAUACGAAUACAGACAUGUGGUACUGCCAAAGGAGUUGGUGAAGUUUGUGUCGAGUACUCAUCUGCUUUCCGAACAAGAAUGGAGAGCCAUCGGUGUUCAACAAAGUCAAGGAUGGGUGCAUUAUAUGAUCCAUAAACCAGAGCCACAUAUUUUACUCUUUAAGAGAGAAAUAACAUCUCCGCCAUCAGAGAACGAAUCUCUUUAAUGUUGCUGUACCAAUAUGUAAAUAAUACUUCAGAUCAUUGUUAAUAUUCAUAGAACAGUUCGACUAUCACAGCAAACCAUCUCAAUCGAUUUAAAAUAAUUGGUAUUGCAGUACAGAAACAACUACUGUAUAAAUUCGCAUUACAUCUGAUAAAUCUAGAAGAUAUAAUAACUUGAUUUUUUCGAUUCUUUGCUACAUCGCGAAUGUGGUUAUCUGUCUUCAUUGUUAGCAAGUCAUUCAUAAUAGCAAAGUAUUCUGUAUAUAUGUCUAUAUAGUGCCUUAGUUCUUAAUAUUGAAAUUACCACAACAACUUGGUAUUUCGUUUGAUGUAACCGAAGUAGAAACAUUGAAAUAUUCUAGUUUUUUUCCGAAAAUUAUCAUUCCAAAGCGGAAUCAACUAUUCCGUUAGGAAUUUGUAAAGUAAGAGAAAGCCUCAUGAUUUUGUGAUUACAGUGCCUUACACGAAUGUGCUAAGUUUUGUUUAUUAUUAAGGUAUACUUUAAUUCCAUGCAUAGAGUAAUCAUUCUUUAUGGUUAACACGAAUGAUGUAUUCGAAGCAAAUAUGUUUUUAAGUUUUAAGUUCAAUAACAAUAUGGAUAUUGAUUAAAAAUUCCAUUACUACUAAUUAAGCGUUAAAUUCGGUGUUUAUUAUGUACCUUGCUACAAGAUGUUUACAUUAUUCAAUUUUGCAUCAUGUAUCGUAUUUAUUAUAUGUAUACGUAACUCCAUUUGGCCUAUGCUCUCCAAUUGUAUAUUUCGGAAUGUUAUUUUAUCAGUAUUUUUCAAAACUAAUUCUUAUGCUUUAGUAUUAGUUGACUUUGAUUUACUUUUAAUAGAUAAAUCACGUACUGUCACUUCUUAAAUAAAGUUUGUAACUGAUAA